CCAAAAGUUCACAGUCUUACUGUCAGAUUUGAAUUGUGCUUACUGUUUCCUUCAGUGCUUAACAGGCCACAGUGAAGGUACAUCACCUUUGCCCCUUUUUUGAGAUGGCUCAAGAUUCAGUAGGACUUUCUUCUGAUUAUCAGUUUUGGAUGCAGAAACUGUCUGUAUGGGGCCAGGCCUCCACUUUGGAAACCCAGCAAGACAUCUGCCAUCACCUACCUCAGUUCCAGGAGUUCCUGAGGCAGAUUUAUGAAACCUUAAAAGAGAUGGAUUCAAAUACAAUCAUUGAAAGAUUCCCCACAAUUGGUCAACUAUUGGCAAAAACUUGCUGGAAUCCUUUUAUCUUAGCAUAUGAUGAAAGUCAAAAAAUUCUAACAUGGUGCUUAGGUUGUCUGAUUAACGAAGAACCACAGAGUUCUGGAGAAUCGAAACUGAACUCCUGGACACGGGGGUUGUUAUCUCAUAUACUUGCAGCAUUCAGAUUUGAUAUAAAAGAAAUUGGUCUUUUUACUCAAAGUCUUGGGUAUGCACCUGCAGAUUAUUAUCCUGGUUUGCUAAAAAAUAUGGUUUUAUCAUUAGUGUCUGAACUCAGAGAGAAUCAUCUUAAUGGAUUUAACACUCAGAGGCGAAUGGCUCCUGAACGAGUAAGGUCCCUAUCACGAGUUUGUAUCCCACUUGUUACUCUGUCUGAUUUUGAACCACUGGUGGAAGCUCUGCUCACCUACCAUGGCCAUGAACCUCAGGAAAUGCUCUGGCCUGAGUUCUUCGAUGCUGUGAAUGAGGCCUUUUUGCUGAAGAAGAUUUCUCUCCCCAAGUCAGCAGUCAUCUGCCUGUGGCUCCGACACCUUCCCAGCCUUGAAAAAGCAACGCUGCAUCUUUUUGAAGAGCUAAUCUUCAGUGAGAGAAAUUCUCUGAGAAGGACCGAAUGCUUCAUGAAAGAGUCAUUGCUGCCUGAAGCAGCCUGCCACCCUGCCAUCUUCAGAAUUGUUGAUGAAAUGUUCAGGUACGCGCUCCUGGAAACCGACGGAGCCCCAGAAGUGCUGGCCACCCUUCAAGUGUUCACGUGCUGCUUUGUAGAAGCUCUGGGAAGAGAAGACAGCCAGCUGAAGUUUGCACUCAAGACCUACUUUCCUUACGCUCCUCCGUCUCUGGUCAUGGCGCUAGUCCAACACCCGAAAGACAUCCCCCAGGGACUGCGGCACCAGCCACUGAGGCGUAUUUCUGAAAUGCUCAGAGAAACGGUGGAAGACCAGGCUCACGGGUCCUCCGGAGGCCCCUUUGAGAGCUGGUUUUUGUUCGUUCACUUUGGAGGAUGGGCUGACGCGGUGGCUGAGCAGUUACUGGUGUCAGGAGCUGAACCCCCCGAGGCCUUGCUGUGGCUCUUGGCAUUCAGCUACAGCCCACGUGACGGGAGUCAGCCGAGAGCACAGACCAUGGUAGAGGUGAAAGCAGUGCUCGGCCACCUCAGGAAGCUGCUCAGAAGCCCGACCCUCUCGGCCAGGGAUCUGCAGGCAGCAGCCCGAGAGCGUCCAGGCGGGGCCUCCGGGCCGCUGGCCUGUGGGCAGCUGAUCAGGCACCUCCUCCUGAACUUCCUGCUCUGGGCGCCUGCAGGCCACACGAUUGCCCGGGAAGUCAUCAGCCACAUGGCUCAGACUGAGGAGACAGCCCAGGAGACCAUCGGCUUUCUUGACCGGACCUUGUACAGAUGGGAUCGUCUUUGCCUGGAGGCCCCGGCAUCGAGACGACUGGCCCGGGAGCUCCUUACAGAGCUGCGCGCACGUCCAGCGCCGGCCCGCUGAUCGAGCCCCGCCCUGCGGGCCAGGUCUGUUGUAGAAGUCAGGUCGUUGUUGCUGGUGUUCCUUUGAAUCCACAGGAUCUGAGAGAAAGCACUUUUCUUCGGUCUCUAGCAAGGAGAAUUGCCCUUGGGCACCGUGAGCGAGCCGAGGGGAAGGAGCGAGUAGGACAGGGCACACUGGUCCGUGCCGCCUGCCGUGGACAGCGACACCGCCGGCCACCCCGGGGAGCCAGUCUGUGCUGAACACCGGCUGCUGCCACAGCCCGCUGCCCCGUGGCCUCAGAGACGCUGCCGGAGGGCGAGGACUCGCUCCAGAGACACCAGGAAAGGGUGUCAGCAGUUACCUUGUUACGUGAACUGGAAAUGGAAAUUUCUAAUAAAGAAUUGGUAAC
Eptesicus fuscus (big brown bat) is the source of this 2187-nucleotide messenger RNA. RefSeq names its product FA complementation group C (gene FANCC). Gene Ontology annotation, biological process: cellular response to oxidative stress; interstrand cross-link repair; nucleotide-excision repair. The record is from RefSeq and is a predicted model, not a curated record. Gene Ontology annotation, cellular component: Fanconi anaemia nuclear complex. Bases 105 to 1799 code for a protein of 564 amino acids. The transcript is spliced from 16 exons. NCBI's taxonomy places the organism in Eukaryota, Metazoa, Chordata, Mammalia, Chiroptera, Vespertilionidae.